Messenger RNA from Ixodes scapularis (black-legged tick), 1341 nucleotides. Its product is annotated as ornithine decarboxylase. Gene Ontology annotation, molecular function: ornithine decarboxylase activity. The record is from RefSeq and is a predicted model, not a curated record. The coding region runs from base 1 to 1341 and encodes 446 amino acids. Gene Ontology annotation, cellular component: cytoplasm. The transcript is spliced from 9 exons. Lineage: Eukaryota; Metazoa; Arthropoda; Arachnida; Ixodida; Ixodidae.
AUGGGAAACGACACAGAGCCAUUUGUCUUCGUCGAUGAAAAAAUAAGCACCGUGGCUCGAAAGGUCAUCCAGCAACAGACAACAGAUGGAGCAUUCUUUGUUUGUGACGUCAGAGACUUGGAGCACAAAGUGGACUUAUGGCGGCAAGAACUGCCCGGGAUCACCCCGUUCUACGCGGUCAAAUGUUCUACUGAUCCCGUGGUCCUACACACCCUCAGUUCACGCGGAGUCAAUUUUGACUGCUCCAACAUGAGUGAAAUCAAGAUGGUUCUGGAGAUGGGCGUCAGUCCCGACCGCAUCGUGUACGCCAACACGAUCAAGUCUUCGUCCCACCUCGACUUCGCCAGCGAGCAUGGCGUCACACUCAUGACCUUCGACUGCAUGGAGGAACUCGGCAAGAUCAGUGACAAGAACGCCCGACUGCUGCUUCGAAUUGCAUCCAACGAAACCGGCAGCGGCAUCACGAUGAACAACAAGUUCGGUUGUCGUCUCGAGGAGGCCGGAAACCUGCUGCAGAUUGCUCGCUAUAUGGGUUUCAACGUCGUUGGCAUUGCGUUCCACGUCGGAGCGGCCUACCGGUGUCCCGACAUUUUUGCUCGGUCGAUCGCGGAGGCGAGGAGCGUCUUCAACGUCGGCAUCAGGAUCGGGCACCCGAUGACCGUGCUAGACAUCGGAGGCGGAUUUACCGGCGGUCUUCGGUCACACGACAGGCUGUUGAAGCUCUGUGAAACGAUCCGGGUGGCCGUCGACGAGUACUUUCCGGCCUCGAGCGGAGUGCGGGUGAUCGCUGAGCCGGGACAGUUCUUCGUAACCUCAGCAUACACACUGGCCACGAGAGUGGUCGCCGAGAGGAGGAAAGACAUCGAAAUCAACGGUGAGAUUCUCAGCCACAAGGACAUCUUUAUCAACGAGAGCCUAUGCAACUGCAUCAACAGGGACCUGUUUCGAUUCAUGGACAUUGGAAUACGGCCCCUCAAUCCGCCGCAUGAGCGCCCCUGCAACGUCCUGAGCACGGUGUGGGGCGCCACCUGCAACCCCCUGGACUGCAUCCUGGACAAACAGCCGCUCUUCGAGGUGUGCGUCAACGAAUGGCUGCUCAUGGAUAACAUGGGCGCCUACACCCUUGUCGGGGCCUCGGGCUUCAACGGAUUCGGUUUCCCGCCCGUCCACUACGUCGCGUCCGCCGCCUCGGCCACCGCGGUCCGCCAGGUCCUCAAGUCGAUGAACGUCCGGAGCGGCUACGGUCACAUGGAGCAACUCGUGAAGCCCAGACGCCCGCAGAGCCACCAUCAUUUACGACGAUUCUCGGCUACGCCGGACAUGUUUGUGUGCGCAGAUUAG